AUGAUGAUGUAUACGGGUACUAGUACGGAGCAGGACACCCGCUUCAGUGACAAGGAGAAGAAGUUGAUGAAGCAAAUGAAGUUUGGGGAUUGUUUAACUCAGCAGGUGGACAUGUCCAAGGUGAAGCUGGAUGUGCUGAAGCCAUGGAUCACACAGAAGAUCACGGAAAUCUUGAAGAUGGAAGAUGAUGUAGUAAUUGACUAUGUCAACAACCAGCUUGAGGAGAAGUUCCCUUGUCCCAAGAAAAUGCAGAUCAACCUUACUGGGUUCUUGAACGGAAAGAACGCGCGGCUCUUCAUGGGUGAGCUGUGGGAACUGCUGCUGAGUGCCCAAGCCAGUGAAAAUGGUAUUCCAGAGUCUUUCACACAACAGAAGAAAGAAGAAAUUAAGAAAAGAAUGGAAGAACAACAGAAGGAUAAAGAUAAAGACAAGGACCGGCGCAGGUCGCGAACACGGUCGCGGUCUCGUCGCAGGUCCCGGGAGCGGCGGCGCUCACGGUCCAGAUCACGAGAUCGUUCUUCUGAUAGAAAACAUCGCAAUGGCGGAAGCCCGCGACGGUCGAGGCGCCGCAGUCGCGAUAGGAGUAGCCAGUCCAAGUCUUCACAUGUAGAAGAAAUUAAACCAGCUGAACCGAAAGAAAAUGGAAAAUCUCCUGAGAAGAAAGAAGAGCCGGAGGUAAAGGAGGAGAUCAACCACAACACUGCAGUUGACCCUAUCAAGGAAGAGGUGAAGGAAACUGUUGUUAAGGAAGAUAAAAAUGAAGAUGAAGGAAAUAAGUCUCGAUCAGUGUCACCUGCCAAGUCUACUGGGGAGAAACCAUCUGAAGAAAAACCCGCUGAUAAGUCUGCCAGGCGAUCAUCUAGCGAAAGACGAUCCACAUCCGUGUCAUCACGAGGGAGUGCCAAGAAGAGGUCGUCACACAAGAAGCGUCAAUAUCGGUCCAACCGCGAUUCAUCGACCAGUGUCAGUCCUAGACGCAGUUCUCGCAGAGAAAGGUCGCGAGCCCGAGAGAGUUCGGCUCGUCCGGCGAGUCCGAAACCGAGUAAGUCUCGCCGCCGCAGCAGUCGCCGCCGGUCAUUGGAGCGCCGCGACAGGGAGCGCGAGCGGGAGCGGGAGAGGGAGCGCGAGAGGGAACGCCGCCGCCGCGAGAGAGAGCGCCGAGAGAGGUCUCGUGAACGUCGCCGUUCACUGGAAAGACGCAGGCGAUCGCGUUCUCGUUCACGUAGGCGCGCAACUAGAGAGAGGUCUCGCGAUCGUCGGCGAUCCCGAUCUCGAAGGCGAUCUGCGUCUCGUUCACGGCGUCGUUCUGGUCGUCGCUCACGUGAUCGACGCUCAAGGGAUAGAAGAUCCAGAGACAGGCGUUCGAGAGAUAGGUCCAGGGAUAGGAGAUCGAAAGACCGCACCAAGGACAGGAGGUCAAGAGACAGGAAGUCGAGAGAUCGCAGAUCCAGCGACUUAAUCAAAGAAAGAUUAGAAAAAUCAGUUUCUAUCCCUCGUAAAGAAAACCUGGAGAAGCUGCAUAAAAAGUCGUCUGAGCGAAAAUCAUUACCACGGGAGCAGUCUAAAGAGCGAGUGGCAUCUAGUACGAGUAGGGAAUCUUCUGUUGCAAAUGACAAACCUAUUCCACAAACUGAUGACCAAGUCAAACCAGCUCAUUCAUCUGACGACGAAGACAGAGAAGAUAUUAUUGCUAUUCCGCCGUUGCGUGAAUUUUCGAAGAGCUUGUCGCGUACACCCUCUCCUUUCUUAAGAAAACACGAAAUUGAACACAAGAAGUCUGACAGAUCUGGGGACGAAGCAUCAGCAAAGGAACAAAAUGAAGAAGAGUCUAAGCCCAGAGAAGUGAAGAAAGCAAAACGCAAGACACAACAAUCUGAAUCAGAAAGCGAGAGCAGUGAAGAAGUUUUGAAAGCCAAGUCUAAGUCAAAAGUUAAACGCAAGGACAAAGCUACUUCGAAGAAAACCAAGAAACCUAAGAAAGAAAGUUCCUCGAGUGAAAGUGAUUCAGAAGAUAGUUCUUCCAGCGAUUCUGAAGAUGAUAGGAAGAAGAAGAGCAAAAAGAGCGCUAAAAAGAAAUUAGCAAAAAAAUCACGCAAGAAAAGAGCACGUUCAUCUAGUUCAGAAUCGAGUUCGGAAGAAGAAGUGAAACAUAAGAGCUCGAAAUCUAAGCAAAAGAACAUUCCAGAAGAAUCUGAUGUCGACAAAAAGUCGAAAAAGCGUAACAAAGACAAUACCAUUGAACAUUCAAGGUCAGAAAAGGGAGAAGGCAAGCAAAGCAAGUCAAAGAAAGUAGAGAACACUGAUGAUUCUCGCGAUGACAGCUCUGACAGUGAUGAAAAGUCGAGUAAGAAGAAGCCCGUUAAGCGAGAUACGAGUUCCGAAAAAGAAACUAGACGGUCAAAGAAGUUAGAUACAACUAAAGAACGUGCAGCUUCACCAGAUGGUGUUAAAAGUAGAAAAACAGAAGAAAAAGUUACUAAAACCAAACAUUCGGAGGAAGUUAAAUCUAAGUCACGCGAAGAUACUGAAAAGAAGGCCAAAAAACGUGAGAAAGAGGAAUCGUCGUCAGAUAGCGACCAGGUGUCUAAAAAGAAGGCUAGGAAGAAGGUGUCCGAAUCGGAUUCGGAAUCUGAUAGUGAUGAGCCUAAAAAGUCAAAGAAGGCCAAGAAACAUAAGAAACACUCUAAGAAGCAUAAGAAACACAAAAAGCAUAAGAAAGCUUCAAAAAAGAAGGAUGACUCCUCUGAUAGUGAUGAAGCCGAGGAAGAGGAGGAAGAGGGUAAGGUAAAUAACGAAGAUUUAGAAAAGAAACUUCGUGAAAGAGCAUUGAAAUCGAUGAAAAAGCAAACUAGUGUUUCAGGGUCUGACUAG
Molecule: messenger RNA, 2871 nt
Organism: Spodoptera littoralis (African cotton leafworm)
Lineage: Eukaryota; Metazoa; Arthropoda; Insecta; Lepidoptera; Noctuidae
Source: the annotation of a GenBank genome assembly